AUGAACACGGUUUUGAUUAGUAAAUGGAAGUGGAGGAUUCUAACGGACAAGGAGGCGGUGUGGAGAGAGAUUCUUGAAGCUAGAUAUGGAAAUUUAAAAUUGAAGGUUUUAAUUAGGGAUAUUUCCGUAGUGGAGAAGAGUGAUUCUAUUUGGUGGAGAGAUCUCGUCUUAUCGGACAAUUAUGCGAAUUUACAUGAAGAUCAUUUUUCCGGUGCUGUUGCGUAUACUUUUGUAGAGAGCUGCUGGAGGUGGAAUGCGGAGGCGAUUUUCUCAGCUGGUUGUGAUUGGACAGCAGAGGGUUUUCUUCCUGCUGUGAGCGCGGGAACUGGUGGGCAGCAGCAGGUCAUGCUUGCGACUCUGCAGGAAAAAAUGAUGGCAAUUCUGCAGCAGCAUAGCCCUCGGGAGGUAGGUGAUGACGACGAGUUCACAUGGCGGCUUAAUAAUGAAGGAGUGUUUUCGGUUAAAUCUUGUUAUGUGUGUUUCAAAGAAAAACUCUCGGGGCCAGCAGUAAAUCAAAAUACGGUAAAGGCUUUAACUCAUCUUUGGAAGAUUAAAGUUCCUUCGAAAAUUCUGUUUUUUGGUUGGCGUUUUAUCCAUAAUAGAAUAGCUGCUAAAGAUCAAUUGAUUAAGAGGGGAAUUUUGGUGGAGGGAAAUGAUUCGUUGUGUGUUUUUUGUCACAUGGAAGAAGAAUCUCUUAUGCACUUGUUUUGGAGUUGUGAGGUUUCUUUGCGUAUAUGGCGGAGGGUGUACGAGUGGUUUGGAGCCUACACAAAUAUUACUUUAAAGGAAUUUCUGAAUUUUUUCCAUCACUGCGAAAAGUUGGCUAACAAGACAAAGAGGACUAUUGGAGCGAGGCUUGUAAGAGUGUAUGGUGUUGUGAUUGGUUGUGACAAUUCUAGUGUAAAAGAAGAAGGUUUUUCUCUCCAAGUUGACCUUGGUAGUACUGUAUGGAAGUCUGCAUAUAUGGUAGGAUUUCUUUUGAUCUUCAAACAAACACUCAAGAUACGAGCGAAAUUGUGUGGAAAUUGCCGCAGAUAG
Vicia villosa (hairy vetch) is the source of this 1038-nucleotide messenger RNA. RefSeq lists its product as uncharacterized. The transcript has 3 exons. Bases 1 to 1038 code for a protein of 345 amino acids. The record is from RefSeq and is a predicted model, not a curated record. NCBI's taxonomy places the organism in Eukaryota, Viridiplantae, Streptophyta, Magnoliopsida, Fabales, Fabaceae.